GCUGUUAUGGUUAGCUGGUGUUAAUAAGUAGAGCUGGAAUUUGGUGAUGCAGAGAGUUGUUGUGGCCUCUUGGUCGGUCCUGUUAAACAUUGAUUCAGAUUAAUCUGCAUUCAUUUAUUUGGUUCGAUUGUUGUGAAGAUUUCAGAGCAAUUCCCAGAGUUGGGAUGGGAUGAGUUUUAUUGUGUGGAGAAUGAUGCAGCAACUUUGAAAUUGGUAAUACGUACAAAAGCUAUCUGUGUCCAGUCUGUCUGGCACCUAACUUUACCCAUUUCCAUCACUCGACACUCUUUUAACUACAUUUCCAGUCGAUUCGCGAACAAAAAAGAGAGCGGAGCAGAGAAGGGGAAAAAUGUCGGAUUGGGGUCCGGUGUUUGUGGCGGUGGUUUUAUUCGUGUUGUUCACGCCAGGGCUGCUGAUUCAGAUACCGGGACGCAACCGCAUCGUUGAGUUUGGCAACUUCCAGACGAGUGGGGUUUCCAUACUGGUUCACGCUAUUCUCUACUUUGCUCUCAUUUGUAUUUUCUUGUUAGCUAUCGGCGUUCACGUUUAUGUGGGCCAAUAGUAAACACAUGGAUUUCCUUGUCUGUAAUUUGAAUUUUCGUGCUGUAUCCGGAUCUUGUGUGGAUUAAGAUUUUCUUUCUUUUCUUAUGAGUAAUUAAGUGGUGUUGUGGUUUAGAAGUUGUUGGGAAGGUGAUGUUGCUUGUGUGGAUGUUGAAAUUAGAUAGAGAGGAAGAGUAAGCAAAAGAGAGGCUCAGAAUAGAUUUAGUACAACAUUCAAACAAUCUGUUAAAAUUUGAUAUAAUAGAGCAUCUUUUUGCUGCAA
Molecule: messenger RNA, 823 nt
Organism: Sesamum indicum (sesame)
Lineage: Eukaryota; Viridiplantae; Streptophyta; Magnoliopsida; Lamiales; Pedaliaceae
Source: RefSeq, a predicted model, not a curated record